Molecule: messenger RNA, 1772 nt
Organism: Sus scrofa (pig)
Lineage: Eukaryota; Metazoa; Chordata; Mammalia; Artiodactyla; Suidae
Product: olfactory receptor 51F1-like
Biological process (GO): G protein-coupled receptor signaling pathway
Cellular component (GO): plasma membrane
Molecular function (GO): G protein-coupled receptor activity; olfactory receptor activity
Source: RefSeq, a predicted model, not a curated record
UAUAGUGUAUAAUAUAUAUAAAUAUAUUUCUAUAAAUGAUAUAUAAUAAAUAUAUAAUGAUUUAUAUAUUUAUAUAAAUGAUAAAAACAAAACGCUACCUCUAACUCUGUAGGGACUACAUGAUGUAUAAUAAUGAACAAUUAUCACAGCAUCUGAGAGAGAGUAGUUUUGACUCAGUGAAAUGUGUCAUUGCAGGACUUACUGAAGGGGCAAGCUGCUUCAUUCAGGCCACCAUGCUGUCCGUUGGUAAUUCCACUCCUCCAAGUUUCUUCCUGACUGGAGUGCCAGGGCUGGAAGCUUUUCACAUCUGGCUUUCCAUCCCAUUUUGCUGCCUCUGUGUGAUCGCCCUCUUGGGGAACAGCACCAUUCUAUAUGCGGUGAUCACAGACUCCAGCCUCCACGAGCCCAUGUACUACUUCCUCUCCUUGCUCUCCACCACAGACAUAGGCAUCACUGCUUCCUCUCUCCCCACCACGCUGGGUGUCCUCUGGUUCAAUGCCAGGAUCAUCAGCCUGGAUGCCUGCAUUGUGCAGAUGUUCUUUCUGCAUGGAUUCACCCUCAUGGAAUCCUCUGUGCUUUUGGCCAUGGCUUUUGACUGCUUUGUUGCCAUCUGCAACCCCCUAAGGUACGCUGUGAUUCUCACCAGCUCUAGAAUCAUCAAAGCUGCCGUGGUGAUUUUUGUGCGAAUGCUGGUCAACUUGAUGCCCUUGCUCCUGCUGCUUAAGAGGCUGUCCUUCUGUGGUUCUAACAUGCUUUCUCACUCCUAUUGCUACCACCCUGAUGUGAUUAAGUGUUCUUGCUCAAGUAUCAAGGUCAACAGCAUCUGUGGCUUAGUUGCUCUCAUUCUGACAUCAGGUAUAGAUAUUCCGUGUAUUUUCCUCUCUUAUGUGCUGAUCAUCAAGUCUAUCCUCAGCAUAGCCUCCCCAGAGGAGAGGAAAAGGGCUUUUGGCACCUGCAUCUCACACCUGGGUGCUGUUGCUAUCUUCUACGUCCCCUGGGUCAUCUUGGCUUUGGUCCAUCGCUUUGGGCAUAAUGCUCCUCCGUACGUCCACACCCUGAUGUCAAAUCUCCAUUUCUUAUUCCCCCCAGUGCUGAACCCCAUUAUAUAUAGUGUGAAGACCAAACAAAUCCGUAAAGCUUUCCGCAAGUUCUUUCCAAACACUGGGUAGCCAGUAUGACCACGCAAUGACCUAGAGAUAGUCUUGCUUCCUUCCUCUCUUCCCUCAACAUUUUAUUGAGUAACAGUGGAAUUUGUCUGAGUGGUGGUAAUACAAGGUUACAUAAGGGACCGUCCUUGUCCUUUCAGAUAGUUUGUGCGGUCUAGUGGCAGGGACAUAAAAUUAAAACUGUAAUGACAACAGGGAAUGAGAAGUGUGAUCACAGAAUUAUAUCCAAGAGACUAUAUGGCACUGAAGAAAAUAUCGAGAUCAUACUGGAGAUUAAAAAAUUGUCAGGGGAGAUAACUACUUAAACAAAAAAAGUGAUGCAAUACAUAAAAAUAUAAGGGCCUUCCAGACCUAGGGCACAGGGCUGUGAAGUGGGUAUGUGAGACAGCCUGACACACCAAGGAAAUUUAUGCAGUUAGUAUGGCUGGAGUAAGGGGUGUGUGUGAUAUUGAAAAGGGUAAGAAAGGCUAUAAAAUAACCUUUGUGUGGAGUUCCUGCUGUGGCCCAGUGGCUUAAGGAUCUGGUGUUGUCUCUGCAGCAGUUCGGGUCACUGAUAAGGUGCUGGUUUGAUCCCUGACCAAGCACAGUGGAUUAAGGAUCCAGCAU